This is a messenger RNA of Bombus impatiens (common eastern bumble bee), 2844 nucleotides long. RefSeq names its product E3 ubiquitin-protein ligase TRAIP (gene nopo). Bases 389 to 1657 code for a protein of 422 amino acids. The transcript has 8 exons. The record is from RefSeq and is a predicted model, not a curated record. NCBI's taxonomy places the organism in Eukaryota, Metazoa, Arthropoda, Insecta, Hymenoptera, Apidae.
UUUACAUAGUUCCGUAAGUUCCUACAAUUGUAAUUUCCAGAAAAAUAAAAGUGCAUUUUCAUUGAAACAAUAUUUGGUAAUUUUUGGACGACACGUAGAUGGCACUAUACAGAUAACGGUUAACUCAAAGUGUUUUGUUUCGUUCUUAUAUGCUAAUUUUUAAGGUUAGGAAUUCAAAUUCUUAAUGUCCUAAGAUUGAACGUUAAAUACUAUAACAUUUAUAUCGAAUUUUAUAUCUGUUAAAUUAAUUUGAAAAUGAGAUAUUCAAAUAAAGUAAAUAAUAGAGAAAAUAAAAAUAUAUAAUAUAGUAGCAUUAAAAUAGGACGUCAAUGAUACUUUGUUAUGUAGUAAUAUACUAUUUAAAUAUUAAUUGUAUUAAGUUUGCGAAAUGAAUAUUGUAUGUGUGAUAUGCAGUGAUCUAUUAACACCUUCUGAUGAUGUUUUUCAUACACCUUGUGGACACAUUUUUCAUUUUAUCUGUGUAACUCAAUGGUUGGAGAGAUCCAAAACCUGUCCACAAUGUAGAGAAAAGACUACAUCAAGUAAAAUUCAUAGAUUAUAUUUUAAUUUUUCCAAUAACGAUACCAUUGUGGAGGAUAAAUGCUCUUUACAAGAUAAAGUCGAUAAAUUAAAUUUUCAACUUGUGUUAAAAGAAAAAGAUAUUAAACAUUAUUCAGAAAAGAUUGAAACAUUAGAGAAACAGAAUAAGGAGUUAAAGAAGGAAGUAAGAAAAGUGGAAAGUGAAAUAAGUGAAAAAUGUAAUGCUAUUUAUGCUCUUAAAGAACAAAUUAAAUUAUUUAAAGAACAAAGUUUAGAAGCAGAAAGUAGAAGAAAAGAAAUAGAGCAAUUGCGAAAGAAAAUUGAGCAUUAUAAAAAUGUACAAACCAUACUUGAUGGUACUACAGAAGCUGUAGAUGAGAUGAUCUCAAGAACAACUGAACCUACUACGCUUAUUACAUACAUAUCUGUGAUGAAAAGAGAGAUAACAGUUAGCCAAAAUAAAAGAAGAGAAUUAAGGUCCAAACUAAAAAGUGUACAACAAGAACUUACUAAGGUUUCUAUGGAACGAAAUUUCCUGUCUGAUGAACAUACUAAAAGGAAAACACUUGAAAAUGAAUAUCUGGCUUGUCUAAGUGAAAAAAUGUCUUUACAAAAUAGACUUAGCGAGUUAGAAAAAGAUAUGUCUUCGACACAAAAGCCAAUUAAGCUCUAUUCAAAAACAAAGAAUAUGACAGAGGGUAAUUUAGGAAAUGAUUCUAGAGAAGAUAAAAUUGAAUGUAUAAAUAAUAGCAUAAAUGAGAAAAAGGAUAUAGGACAAGAAGAGAAAAUUGAAUCUGCUAUUACAAAAAAUAAAACAAGUUCUCCGUAUCUUCCAGUGAAAUCAGGAGGAGUAUUUGCUUUAACACAAAUGUCUCAGAGAUAUACUACAUCAAAAUUAACUUCCUCGAUCUUGGCAAAAAAACCAAGACUUGAGCAAGGAAUCAGUAAAAAUGAAAAUAGUAGAAUUACAUUUGAUGGUUUUGGGGGGCAUUCAAAAUAUGAGGAGUUCCCUAAACCUUCUGCUAUCAAAAUGAAAAAAGUUAAGGAUAUUCCAAAAGUUAAAAAGCCAAAACUUGAUACAGACAAUCCGAAAAUAGAUUAUUUCUUAGGAAAUUAACAUGAUCAUUGCAUAUUAUUAAUGUUUAUAAAUAGCAUUUAAGAAGAAGAAAAAUAAGAUAUUAUGUGGCAAAUAUAUUUAUUGAAAGAGUGAGCAUGUUAGAAAUUGUGGAGAAGUAUGUAUAAAGUAAAAAUUCCUGCAUACAUAAACUAAAGUACACCUCAAAAAAAGAAGAAAGGACAAAUAAACACAAUUCUAUAUGUUAUUAUGUGGAUUUAAUUAUACUGUGUGAAAUUCUAAAAGUCGAUAAUUUGUUUUUAAUUUGUUAUAUCACAUGUGAGUUCUUAGUAAUCAUGUCGGUAAGACGUCGGUAUACGACAUCACAAAUACUUGUCACAUACUGACAAGAUAUGUGUUGCUAUCUAUGGAAGACAGAAGGAACCGUAACUUGAAGCAUGUCAGGAUAGAUGGUAACACAUGGUUGUCCAUAGACCAAAAAUGCAGUACUGUGCGAUAAGGUAUGUGUUGCCAUCUAUGGAAAACAGAAGGAAUUGCAAUUUGCAACAUGUCAGGAUAGAUAGCACACGUGGCUGUCCAUAGAUCAGACAUGUAAUACCGUGUGAUAAGGCAAGUCCUUUCCGGUAUAUGUCCAUUCUAUCGGCUUACGUAUUAUCUGCGAUAAUUCGUAUGUUCGCCUUAGGAAAUCGGUAUUUUAUAAUUUUAGAUACAAAAUUCUAUUGUCACGUCUAUGUCACAUGCACUCUGCCUUUAAUGAAUAAUUGUGUAUACUUUAUUGAAUUCAAUUUAUCGAUGGUUGAAUGAUAUCAUGACUACAUUAUCGGUAAUGAAAUGUUUAGCUGGUGACCCUGCAUUAGGCGUAUGAGACAAGAAAACAUUGUGAAUAAAAAUUUAGGAUAAUUCUACUGUACGAAUUUUUCAAUUUUAAAAUUGAUAAUUCUUAUAAAUCUGGUAAUAAAAUUAUUUAGUUGUUAAAUGUUUAGUGCUUGAAUUAUCUUAAUAGAAAAGAUAUAAACUGUAGCAGCUUUGUUUCCAGAAUAGUUGAAUUCUAAAAUUGGCCGUUCUUCUGAAAUAAUGAAACACAGAAUGCAUACUGAAAUAAUGAAGCAGGUUGAAAAAAUGUAUCGUAUAAUAUGGAAAAAUGUUUUCAUUAUAAAUAUGUACAUGGUGUUCAUAGAGGGAACGAUAUUAAAAUUUUGGCAAAUACAAUUUCAUGUCUACCAACUGUA